Molecule: messenger RNA, 501 nt
Organism: Aspergillus mulundensis
Lineage: Eukaryota; Fungi; Ascomycota; Eurotiomycetes; Eurotiales; Aspergillaceae
Product: endosulfine family protein
Exons: 3
Coding region: 1-501 (166 amino acids)
Cellular component (GO): cytoplasm
Molecular function (GO): protein phosphatase inhibitor activity
Source: RefSeq, a predicted model, not a curated record
AUGAACCCUCAUCAGCAAAACAAGAUCGAUACCAGCAAAUUGAGCCCCGAUGAGCAGCGUUUGUUGCGUCUCUACGGCAAAAUGCCCAACAAGAAAGAUCUACUCCAAAACAAGCUCAAGGAGCGGAAAUAUUUUGAUUCGGGCGACUAUGCUUUGAGCAAAGCCGGAAAGGCCUCUGAUGUCGGUGUGACUAACAUCGGCUCACAACACCCAGUUCCCGAAAACAUUCCUCAUUUAACUGCUACUUCGCCCGGUGCUAAUACCGCGGGCAAUGGUGGAAGCAUCAGCGCUCAGGGAGGACAGCAUAUUCCUGGCAGUAUCAGCAGCCAUCCGGGUUCUGUGGGAUUCCAAAGCCGCAGCCCCAUAAAGGAGGGGAGCUUCCUUCACCGCGGCAGAAGUGUGGAUGAGUCUGACAAUGCGCCUCCCGCAGCAGAGAAUAAGGAGGAUCAUGAAGCUGUAAGCCCACCUCCUGUUACCGAGGGCGUUCCGAUCCGACGAUGA